GUUGUGUCUCGCUUAAGUGAUUCCAUUGGAUAUUUAAACUUUUAAUUUUACAAUUUCCAAGUAAACUUUCCAUUGCUGUUUAAGCAAAGUAUUAUUUUAGACGUUAGUAGUAAGAAAAUGGUCAUGGAGGCAUCCCCUUCUCCACAAAAUGUCGGUCGUGAAUUUGUCCGACAAUAUUAUACCUUACUUAAUCAAGCUCCGGCACACCUUCAUAGGUUUUACAAUCAGCAUUCUUCAUUUGUGCAUGGAGGAUUAGAUUCUAAUAGAGAAUCAACUCCAGCAAUUGGGCAAAAACAAAUACAUCAAAAAAUCCAACAACUAAACUUCAGAGAUUGUCAUGCUAAGAUAAGUCAAGUUGAUUCUCAACUUACUCUUGAAAAUGGCGUUGUUGUGCAAGUAUCUGGAGAAUUAUCUAAUGCGGGACAACCAAUGCGUCGUUUUACACAAACAUUUGUGUUGGCAAUACAAGCACCAAAAACGUACUAUGUACAUAAUGAUAUAUUUCGAUACCAAGACUUAAUUUUUCCUGAUGAAGAAGAAGCAGAUGUAGGUGGUAUAGAAGGAGGUGUAGGUGAGUCUGGUGAGAGGGAAGGGGAAGAGGGAAUACGUUCUGAACCAGAAGAAGAUGAACAUCAAAAUCGAGGACAGCAACUAACAACACCAGCUACAUCUACUGAACUGCAAACUCAGCCACCACUUAUCCCUACACAACAACCUGUGUUGCAACAACAACAACAACAAAUGUACUAUGCUCCACCACCUCAACAGUCCCAUGUACAUCCAGUAAUGCAGCAAGUUUUAAAUGGAUCAGUUCACGAAGAAGCACCGCUAAUUAAUCAACAACCACCACAGCAACAGCAACAACAGCAACAGCAAACACCUCCACCACCUGCACAGCAGCAUCAAUACAUAACUGAACCUACAACACAAACACAAUUUGUACAAGAAACAGAACUGGAUACUACAACAGCAGAGCAACAACAGCAAACAGAAAAUGAGCCACAAACUCAAUCAAGUGAGAAUCGUGAACAACCUGAGGCCGAAUCAUUUACUGCUUCUGUACAAGAAUCUGAACCAGAACAUCAAGUGACCAAUACAAGUGUGACCAGUAGUGGACCGAAAACAUAUGCCAAUCUUGUGAAAUCGUUUCCCAGUACUACUGGCGCUACUAGUCCACAAGCUCCCAAACUGUCUAUAUCGCCGCCUCCAAUGACAAACUUGCGUUUAGACGACAGAUCACCACUACAUCCAAUUAGUAGUGGACCUGCAGUUUCCACUUCAACUAAUGUUUCCACACCUCAACAGCAGACACAUAGAGUUGGUAAUCAGCAACCACAACAACAGCAUCAGCAACAGCGAGCUCCUAGAGGGGGAGCAGUGCAACGAGAUGGCGAUCGUCGUGGUACAAGACAAAGUCAGUACAGUGAUGCUCACCAACUGUUCCUUGGAAAUUUGCCGCAUAAUGCGUCUGAAGAUGAUUUACGUCAAGUAUUUGAAUCCUAUGGUAGGGUAGUAGAAUUGCGUAUACACAGUAAAUCGAACGAUAGAUGCAAAGGUCCGCAGGGAAAUAACACAGGAAAAGUGCCUAACUAUGGCUUUAUCACAUUCGAAGACCAACAAGUUGUUAGCAAAGUGUUACAAAACGUGAAUGGAGGACCUGGAGGUGUGAUGAGAGGUGGUCAACAUGGCACAAGAGGAGGGCGUGGAGGAUUUUCACGAGGCGGCGAUGGUGGAAGGGGAGGUGGUGGAAUGAGACAGUCUGGUAACCCAAGUAAUCCAAGCUAUCAAAACCGCCGCUAAUAUGUCAAUGUUAAAGGCACUCUCCAGUUUCUUUCUUCUUGAACAAGUCAUCGGUAUAUAACUACCAUCCGCAAUUCCCAACUCAAAAUCCAGGACUAUCUCGUAUGC
Messenger RNA from Habropoda laboriosa, 1908 nucleotides. RefSeq names its product ras GTPase-activating protein-binding protein 1 (gene rin). The record is from RefSeq and is a predicted model, not a curated record. NCBI's taxonomy places the organism in Eukaryota, Metazoa, Arthropoda, Insecta, Hymenoptera, Apidae. Bases 118 to 1800 code for a protein of 560 amino acids. Gene Ontology annotation, cellular component: ribonucleoprotein complex; cytosol. The transcript is spliced from 9 exons. Gene Ontology annotation, molecular function: mRNA binding.